GCGCGGGGAGAGUUACGUCGGCGUGCGUGGCUGCGCAGCCGCAGUGCCGGGCGAGUGGGCGGGGCUGGCUGUUGGCGGCGGUUGGCGCGGCCCGGGAGGCGGCUGCACGUGCAGGCGGGGGCGAUGCGUCACUGAUCCGAGGAACAAGGAUGAAUAUGACUCAAGCCCGGGUUCUGGUGGCCGCAGUGGUGGGUCUGGUGGUUGUCCUUCUCUACGCUUCCAUCCACAAGAUCGAGGAAGGACACUUGGCUGUGUACUACAGGGGAGGAGCUUUACUAACUAGCCCCAGUGGACCAGGCUAUCAUAUCAUGUUGCCUUUCAUUACUACGUUCAGAUCUGUGCAGACAACACUACAAACUGAUGAAGUUAAAAAUGUGCCUUGCGGAACAAGUGGUGGGGUCAUGAUCUAUAUUGACCGAAUAGAAGUGGUUAAUAUGUUGGCCCCUUGUGCAGUGUUUGAUAUCGUGAGGAACUACACUGCAGAUUAUGACAAGACCUUAAUCUUCAAUAAAAUCCACCAUGAACUGAACCAGUUUUGCAGUGCCCAUACACUUCAAGAAGUUUACAUUGAAUUGUUUGAUCAAAUAGAUGAAAAUCUGAAGCAAGCUCUGCAGAAAGAUUUGAACAUCAUGGCUCCAGGCCUCACCAUACAGGCUGUGCGUGUUACAAAACCCAAAAUCCCAGAAGCCAUAAGAAGAAAUUUUGAGUUAAUGGAGGCUGAAAAGACAAAACUUCUUAUAGCUGCACAGAAACAAAAGGUUGUGGAGAAAGAAGCUGAGACAGAGAGGAAAAAGGCUGUUAUAGAAGCAGAGAAGAUUGCACAAGUGGCAAAAAUUCGGUUUCAGCAGAAGGUGAUGGAGAAAGAAACUGAAAAGCGCAUUUCUGAAAUUGAAGAUGCUGCAUUCCUGGCCCGAGAGAAGGCGAAGGCAGAUGCUGAGUAUUACGCUGCACACAAAUAUGCCACCUCAAACAAGCACAAAUUGACCCCGGAAUAUCUGGAGCUCAAAAGGUACCAGGCCAUUGCUUCUAACAGUAAGAUCUACUUUGGCAGCAACAUCCCUAGCAUGUUCAUGGACUCCUCUUGUGCUUCAAAAUAUUCAGAUGUUAGGACUGGAAGAAAAAGCUCUCUCCUCCUAAGGAGGCUCUUGAACCCUCUGGAGAGAGCCCCAUCCAAAACAAGGAGAGCACAGGUUGAUGUAAGAGGUGGAAAUGUACUCCCAUAUCAAGAUGUGGCCCAAGGGGUUAAGUGGGAACAAUGGUUAUAUGACUCUUCAGAUUCACACAGAACCUGUGCUCUGUCUGUUCUGCCUCUCCUGUGAUAGCCCUGGCUUAUCAACUGAUUGCAGGGUAGAACCAACUGUCUGGCACCCAAAUGUCUUCAGCCACAGUUUAUCAAGUAUCCUGUGUGUGUUCCCUUCUGAACUGGUACUCAUAAAUCCGGGAAAGUCUGAUGCUAAGAUACUGCCUGCACUGGAAUGUUAGACAUCAAUUAUAUAACAAGCUGUGUUUUUCUAAGCUGAGAUCUAUUGAAUAAUGUUUACAUUGGUCCCCGGGGAAAUGUGUGCUUGGCCAUUCAAGACAUAAGAGGCCAGAGAAGAUGUCAGGAUGCGGUAAGUGUAAAGACGACCAAUCACGCCUGGGGCCCAGGCUUUCUUUGGGGUCCAGUCCCAGCAUUCAUCCGUGUGAUUAGCAUCUAGUCCACUGAAGUUCUCCAGGAAAUGAUCUUCCACUUGAGCAAUGAUUUACUUGAUAUUAUUUGCACCUUUUUUUUCCCUAUAGUUGAGUUGGUGGCCUGCUGAGAUAUGUACCUUGCCACCCAGCCAGGGAUUCCUAAUCACUAGUUAUUACUGCAUUAAUAGGCUCAGAGAGCUUGGUUUGAAGUUCUGGGUAAGAUGAAACCUUUGCUUUGAACCACAGCUCUGGGGGCCCCCGCUUCCUCUCCAUUGGAUGAUGACUGUCUGCAUCACUGCCCCAGGCCAUUUGUAACUAAGGUGCCUGGCUUUUAGCCACUCCUUUCUUAUGUGUCACUUCUCAGCUCUGGCUGGCCAAGAGCGGGACAGGGCUUUAACCGGAAAUAGGAGCAGCAUACAGUUCCCAGCUGUUCACUGCACAGUAUUGUAUCAUAACUGCAGGAAGUUUUUAUUUGUAAAACUGGAUUUGGGGUACAUUUAUUUGCCCCAGUACCUCUACCUGAAGGCCGAAUCCUAGGGCUGCCAUGGUUACUAGCACACUGAUUCUCCUCAAUGUUGUUCUUCUGGAGCCUACAUAGUAUGGGACAGAGUAACUUAGAAAGCAUCUUUGGUCAUCUUUGUCUCCUUUUUUCGUGGCUCUGAGAUUCCGAAAUCAAAGUUCUCUGGCUCUCACCCUCCCUAGGAAGUCAGGAUUCCACUGACUUCCUGGGCAGCCAGGGGAUUUAAUCUCCCUUGAGAGGAUGACAGAGUGAGUUACGAGUUUGCCUGUGGCUGUGGGAGACCUAUUUCAUCUGGGCCUUUUCCCCUUCAGAUUAGCUUUCCUGAAACAGUGUGCCCCAUAGUUAGGCCUGAGUUUGUAGCUUGUUAAGACACCUUUCAUGAAUACUGUGUUCAAGCCAGACAGAAAAGUCAUGGGACCACUUCCAGAAACCUUUUUGCUGUCAGUCCUGUCAGUCUCAUGACAGCUUGUGGGUUGUGCCAAACACUUUCUGUGGGAAGGAAUCCCAGAUUUGAGUGGGGCUUUUCCCUGGGCCUUAUACUAGAGAGGCAUUUGUAAUAUGGAGAGAAUCCUUUUUUCAUUUUUGCUUAUUAUAUACACUCUCUUUAUGUUCUCUAGCUCUCCUUCAAAGAACCUUUGAAAUAGAAGAAUAAACUCUUCACCUGUCAUGUAUUGUUGCUGCAGAUAGGUAAUGAUUAUUGUGGGAAAUUUGGGUCAUUGACCUUUGUGCUUUCAUUCCUAGAGAUGUUUCCUAUUCCCAUAAGCUAAAAACCGUUGCCCCGAAGUGUUGGAUGUGGGUUUUCUUACAACCCCCCCGGUGGCAGAGUUGAGGAACAGGGAACUAGCUUUGUGAAGUUGUAAAGAAACUACUUCCACUUAAACUCUCCGUGGAGUGUGCUUCCCAGCGCUCGCUCAGGCUCUAAGUCUAUCCCUCCUGCAGGGAUGUUCCUUUUGGCAAAUACACACUGUAAUCUUGAAGUCUAAAUUUAUAUGUGAAAUGCUACCUUUUUUAAAAAAGAAACUAAAUAAAAUUAUUUUACUAUCA
Messenger RNA from Leopardus geoffroyi (Geoffroy's cat), 3235 nucleotides. It is a transcript of the gene ERLIN1, whose product is annotated as ER lipid raft associated 1. The record is from RefSeq and is a predicted model, not a curated record. Gene Ontology annotation, biological process: SREBP signaling pathway. Lineage: Eukaryota; Metazoa; Chordata; Mammalia; Carnivora; Felidae. Gene Ontology annotation, molecular function: cholesterol binding; ubiquitin protein ligase binding. Gene Ontology annotation, cellular component: endoplasmic reticulum membrane; endoplasmic reticulum.